UUUGCUCUGUUUUUCGCUCUGCGCCCUUCACAUGUUCGACAAAAUGCCUGACUGAACCUCCUCUUGUGUCUCCCUCAUGGUGUCUCACCACGAACGGGGCCUCAUUGUCUUCUCUCAAUUUUUCACCAUGUGGUUUGUUUUCUCUCAUACCCACUUUCUCUUUUAAGCCAUUUCUCUCUGUUAUAAUGAGAAAUUUUACUCUUUUAUCUCUCAAACUGAAAAUUAUGGUGUUCUAUAGAGCAAGAUCAUGCAAUAGUUUACUUGAUUUUUGUGUUUGAAUUCCACUGUACAAUGACUUUUUAAAGUUCUUACAAAGUGAUUGAUGAGCAUUUGUGGAUUUUCAUAACCAGCUAUUUAGCAAUUUACACACCAAGGAUGGUGAUCUCAUCGAUAUUCACCGACGCCCACCAGCCUGUUAGAUCGGUUAGCUUGCCUGCGAGGGUGGAGCUCAAGCCAGAACCAUUGCUGGAGAGCCUAAAAUCCUUUCAAGUUUUGUCUUUCAAUGCGAAAACGACUUCUUUUGGACUCGACGGGAUUCAAGCUGCAUUGGUUGGGCUAGCAGAGUUGUAUAACUCUGUUGGAGAGCUUGUUCAGUCUUCUUCCACCCAGCAAGCUCUUGUUCACUAUAAGGAGGGGAAGCUUGUGGAAGAGGCUUUAACUGAGUCUGUUAUAUUGAUAGAUUCUUGUUGCUCUGCAAGAGACAUAAUCCUUGUGAUGAAACAAAAUAUACAAUCCCUUCAAUCGGCCUUACGUCGAAAAGUAGCAGAUUCGAGCAUCGAAAGCCACGUUCGUGCCUACUUCAGCUUCCGAAGGAAAGCGAAGAAAGACAUCGGAAGCUUCCUCUGUUCAUUGAAGCAAAUGCAAAGUGAUAGAACAACAAGCUUCCCCUUAUUGGAUCUACCGAAUCAUGAUUUGUUGCCUCUUAUCAGACUGCUAAGAGAAGCAAGAACCAUCAGCAUCUCCAUCUUCGGAGAGCUUCUAGCAUUCCUAUCAACGUCGGUGGCGAAGGGGAAGGCUAGCGGGUGGUCAUUGGUCUCACAAUUGAUGUUAACGAUCAGGUCGAGAUCGGGGAAAGGACGGAAAAUAGUAAAUGAGUUGGAGAGUGUGGAUAUUGCUCUCCAUUCUCUCCUUGGCCAUGGGAGAGAAAACGAAAGCAAUGAUAAAAAAGCUGAAGUUCAAAUGGCACAAAGAAGGCUUAGAACAUUGGCGUCAAGUUUUGAAGGAAUAGAGAGUGAAUUGGAUUGCAUGUUCAGAUGUUUAGUUAAAUAUAGAGUGUGUUUUCUUAACAUGCUGGUUCAUUGAUUUGUUGAGAUCUCAAACAUUCGGAAGUAUUGUACAUUUUAGCCACUUUGUGGUCACAAUUUUAUCUAAGAUAAAUAUAAUCGGUCAUUCUUUGAUAGCACGAAA
Messenger RNA from Cucurbita maxima (winter squash), 1407 nucleotides. RefSeq lists its product as uncharacterized. The coding region runs from base 376 to 1302 and encodes 308 amino acids. Gene Ontology annotation, biological process: root development; shoot system development. Lineage: Eukaryota; Viridiplantae; Streptophyta; Magnoliopsida; Cucurbitales; Cucurbitaceae. The transcript has 2 exons. The record is from RefSeq and is a predicted model, not a curated record.